Messenger RNA from Mus pahari (shrew mouse), 2268 nucleotides. RefSeq names its product THO complex 1 (gene Thoc1). Gene Ontology annotation, molecular function: protein binding. The transcript has 21 exons. The record is from RefSeq and is a predicted model, not a curated record. NCBI's taxonomy places the organism in Eukaryota, Metazoa, Chordata, Mammalia, Rodentia, Muridae. Gene Ontology annotation, cellular component: THO complex part of transcription export complex. The coding region runs from base 185 to 2158 and encodes 657 amino acids. Gene Ontology annotation, biological process: regulation of DNA-templated transcription elongation; mRNA export from nucleus; signal transduction.
CACGAGGCACCCUAGGCCGCUCCACUCCUAGCGUCGUCCCAGAGCCCGGCCUACGAGUCACAUGGCUGAGCCACAUCGCACCGGAGAUGCUCACCGCUGACCACUCUAGCCUCGCCGUCUUGUUGCUCCCAACCUGACGUCAUCACUGGGCGCCGCAGUGCGGUGGUGGGCACGCGCAACCAAGAUGUCUCCGACGCCGGCGCUUUUCAGUUUGCCCGAGGCGCGGACGCGAUUUACGAAAUCUACCAGAGAGGCCUUGAAUAACAAAAAUAUCAAGCCGUUGUUGACUGCCUUCAGUCAGUUACCUGGCAGUGAAAAUGAAAAAAAAUGUACCCUUGACCAAGCUUUCAGAGGUGUUCUGGAAGAAGAAAUUAUAAAUCAUUCCGCAUGCGAGAACGUUUUAGCUAUUAUUUCUCUUGCUAUUGGGGGAGUAACUGAAAGUGUUUGUACUGCGUCCACACCAUUUGUGCUAUUGGGAGAUGUCUUAGACUGCCUUCCUUUGGAUCAGUGUGACACAAUAUUCACUUUUGUUGAAAAAAAUGUUGCUACUUGGAAGUCAAAUACAUUCUAUUCUGCUGGCAAAAAUUAUUUACUGCGUAUGUGCAAUGAUCUCCUCAGAAGAUUGUCUAAAUCUCAGAAUACAGUUUUCUGUGGAAGAAUUCAGCUCUUUCUGGCCAGGCUUUUUCCUCUAUCCGAGAAAUCAGGUCUUAAUUUGCAGAGUCAGUUUAACCUGGAAAAUGUCACUGUUUUCAAUACCAAUGAGCAGGAGAGCACCCUGGGUCAGAAGCACACUGAGGAUAGAGAGGAAGGGAUGGAUGUAGAAGAAGGUGAAAUGGGAGAUGAUGAAGCCCCGACAACGUGUUCUAUUCCAAUUGAUUACAACCUGUAUAGAAAAUUCUGGUCACUUCAGGAUUACUUCAGGAACCCAGUACAAUGCUAUGAGAAGAUUUCCUGGAAAACUUUUCUCAAGUAUUCUGAAGAAGUUUUAGCUGUUUUUAAAAGUUAUAAAUUAGAUGAUACUCAAGCCUCCAGGAAAAAGAUGGAAGAAUUGAAAACAGGAGGAGAGCAUGUGUACUUCGCAAAGUUUUUAACGAGUGAGAAGUUGAUGGAUUUACAACUGAGUGACAGUAACUUUCGUCGACACAUCCUGUUGCAGUAUCUCAUUUUAUUUCAAUAUCUCAAGGGACAGGUCAAAUUCAAAAGCUCAAAUUAUGUUUUAACUGAUGAGCAAUCACUCUGGAUUGAAGAUACUACAAAAUCAGUCUACCAACUGCUAUCUGAAAAUCCCCCUGAUGGAGAAAGAUUUUCAAAGAUGGUAGAGCAUAUAUUAAACACUGAGGAAAAUUGGAACUCAUGGAAAAAUGAAGGUUGCCCAAGUUUUGUUAAAGAAAGAGCAUCAGAUACCAAGCCCACAAGAGUGGUGCGGAAGAGAGCAGCCCCAGAAGACUUCUUAGGCAAAGGGCCCAACAAGAAAAUUCUGAUUGGAAAUGAGGAGCUAACAAGGCUUUGGAAUCUCUGUCCUGAUAAUAUGGAAGCCUGUAAAUCAGAGACAAGAGAAUACAUGCCAACUUUGGAGGAGUUCUUUGAAGAAGCUAUUGAACAAGCAGAUCCUGAAAACAUGGUUGAAAGUGAAUAUAAAGCCGUAAAUAAUUCAAAUUAUGGAUGGAGAGCUCUUAGACUCUUAGCCCGGAGAAGCCCUCACUUCUUCCAGCCAACCAACCAGCAGUUUAAGAGUCUACCAGAGUAUCUAGAAAACAUGGUGAUAAAACUAGCCAAGGAACUACCACCCCCUUCUGAAGAAAUAAAAACAGGUGAAGAUGAAGAUGAAGAAGAUAAUGAUGCUUUACUAAAGGAAAAUGAAAGUCCAGAUGUUCGGCGAGAUAAACCUAUAACAGGGGAGCAGAUAGAGUCAUUUGCCAACAAACUUGGUGAGCAGUGGAAGAUUUUGGCUCCUUACCUGGAAAUUAAAGACUCCGAUAUUAGGCAGAUUGAGUGUGACAGUGAAGACAUGAAGAUGAGAGCCAAGCAGCUCCUUGUUGCCUGGCAAGAUCAAGAAGGAGUUCAUGCAACAACUGAUAACCUGAUUAGUGCACUAAACAAGUCUGGAUUAAGUGACCUUGCAGAAAGUCUAACUAAUGACACUGAAACAAACAGUUAGCUUUCUUCCUUUAAUUUUCUUUUUUAUCAAACAGUGAUAAGAUUUUGUUACCAAGCAGCAUUUGAUAAAUGGUUCACUGGUUUUGGUAAACAAUAAACACUUUUAUAACA